Effrenium voratum is the source of this 1385-nucleotide messenger RNA. The record is from the annotation of a GenBank genome assembly. NCBI's taxonomy places the organism in Eukaryota, Dinophyceae, Suessiales, Symbiodiniaceae.
AGAGAGUGGCCAGUCAGUUUAGCUGAAAGGAGCGUAUGUAGGAUUGGCCGCCGAUGUGCAAAGCUGCAAAUGCCAAUUGUGCUUUUCCCGAAGAAGGACAAACCGCAGUUGGUGCGCGGCUUUUCACCCAAGGUCGUCAGGCUCAAUGUGCGCAUCAACGAAGAUGUGGAGGAGGCUGCUUUGGCCAACAUCUCUCGGUCUGGCCUGCUGGCCCUGUCCAAUGAUAUCUCCAGCAAUCGUCACGUCACGAAGCUGGACUUUAGGCACGUCUGCUUUGGACCGGAGGAAGCGGGCAUCCUUGCCAAGGGCCUUGCGACCAAUCGAGUGCUUCUGGAUCUGAACCUCCAGCACAACAACCUCUCCGAUGUGGGCUGCAAGCUCAUUGCGCAAGCCCUGACGGAACAGGGUGUCCUGGAGAGUCUGCAGCUCGACGCCAAUGGCAUCGGAGAUUGCGGAGCAGAAGCACUUGCAGAGUAUGUAUCUACAUCCAGUACUUUGAAAGAGCUUAGACUCUUCGACAACCACAUCUUCAAGGACGGGGGCAUUGCGAUUGGGAAUGCCGUUGCCAAGUGCUCCUCACUGAGGCACCUGGAUAUGGGCCUGAAUGAAAUCGGAGACCAAGGCGUCGUUGCGAUUGCGACAGCCCUUUGUGGCUACAACAAGGUCAACAAGCUCAGUGUUCGCGCCAACGGAGUCACUAGUGCGGGAGGCAAGGCACUGGCCAAGGCCUUGAGAAAGAACUGCCGGCUUCGCUAUCUCGAUAUCGGCGUGAAUCGUGUCCGUGACGAUGCAGUGAAGCACAUUUUCGAGGCGUUACUGCUGAACACCCACUUGCAAGAGCUGGAUCUUGGUCGUAACAGCAUCCGGGACGAUGCUAUGGAAUUUGUGGCAGAGGUCAUUCUGCAGAACAAGUUUAUCACCAAGCUGAGCUUCGAGGACAACUACUUCACGGAUGAAGCUGCAGAGGUUUUCCUCAAGUUGCUGCAGAAAGCAGAGCACCUGUCGAUGACAGAGUUUCACAUCCACAACAACUACAUCUCAGAGAUAAAGCUUCAGCAGAUAGACUUGUUCAUGCGCACGCACGCGCGGGAAUUGCAGAAGAAGAAGCGGGAAAACAAACGACAGAGGACCCAGUCAGUCCAGCAAAACCCCGAUGACGUUCGCGACGAGUCCAAGAUAUCUGGCGGGCGCCAAUCCAGCGGGAGCCUGUCCCGCAGCACAUCCAGGACGAUUUCGGCAAAAGGAUCGCGAGAAGCGUCGAAGAUCUGAGCUUUUUCUUGAACAUCUUAACUAUUGUUGUUGUAGGCCUCGAGUUCAUAGGAGAGGAGUUCAACCGUUUGGAGUGUCACUCAGUCACGCAAGCCAAAGAUCUGCAAGAGUGCAUA